AACAUCUCUUUUCCUGCAGGUUGCAUUUCUAAAUUUGUCUAUUUUUUAUUAUAGAGAGUAAAACUGACCUUUAAACGGAACUUGACUCAUGCUUCGCCAUAGUAGCGCUCUGGUGGACCUGCUCCCCUGUGGCCAUGAGUUCUUCUGACUCCUGCUGAUCAGCAGUUUCUUCAGUAAUAGCUCUCAUCUUCCAAAACUUGAUGCGGAUGGAAAUGAAUGUUUCCCAGGUGACAUAUUUCACUCUAAGUGCCUACUUUGAUAUUGGCCUAUUUAAGUACGCCAUUUUCUUUUUCCUCAUGUGUGUUUAUAUUUUUAUCCUGUCUUCUAACAUCCUGCUAAUCGUGGUGAUCUGUGUGAACAGGAGCUUACAUGAACCCAUGUACAUGUUUCUCUGUAGCCUGUUUGUCAAUGAACUGUAUGGAAGCACCUCACUGUUUCCCUUCCUGCUUGUUCAGAUCCUUUCUGACGUUCACACAGUUUCUGUUCCUCUCUGCUUCCUUCAGAUUUUCUGCCUCUACAUGUAUGUAAACGUGGAGUUCUAUAAUUUAGCUGUCAUGUCUUAUGACAGAUAUCUAUCAAUUUGUCACCCUCUGCAUUACAGCACCCAAAUGUCCUUUGACAUGGUGGUCAGGUUGACUGCAUUACUGUGGGUGCUGUCUGUUGUUGUGAUAGUUGUAAUGAUAACCUUUAACGCCUCAUCUGAUUUGUGUGGAAACAUUAUCGACAGAGUUUUCUGCGCAAACUAUUAUGUUGUGAAGUUGUCCUGCAGAGGUGCAACAGCCAGUAACAUCUAUGGACUGGUCUACACUUUCUCUGUGCUCUUUAGUCUCGCUGCGCUCAUCCUCUACACCUAUGUGAAAAUCCUGCAGGUCUGUUUUUCAGGAUCCAAGCAAACCCGACAGAAAGCCAUCAGCACCUGCACACCUCACCUGGUUUCCCUGCUGAACUUCUCCUUCGGUUCCUUCUUUGAAAUUUUUCAGAGCAGGUUUGACAUGAGCAGAGUCCCCAACGUCCUACGCAUUGUUCUAUCUUUAUACUUCAUCACCUUUCAGCCCGUUCUAAACCCCCUGCUGUAUGGACUCAAACUAAGUAAGAUCCGAAUCACAUGCAGAACUCUUUUAUUUAGUAAAAGAUAAACU
Messenger RNA from Cyprinodon variegatus (sheepshead minnow), 1139 nucleotides. RefSeq names its product olfactory receptor 10A3-like. NCBI's taxonomy places the organism in Eukaryota, Metazoa, Chordata, Actinopteri, Cyprinodontiformes, Cyprinodontidae. The transcript has a single exon. Gene Ontology annotation, molecular function: G protein-coupled receptor activity; olfactory receptor activity. The coding region runs from base 201 to 1136 and encodes 311 amino acids. The record is from RefSeq and is a predicted model, not a curated record. Gene Ontology annotation, biological process: G protein-coupled receptor signaling pathway. Gene Ontology annotation, cellular component: membrane.